AUGGACGAGGUGGGCGCGUACGUCCGUGGGAGCACCAGGGAAGUACCAACAGCUCAGGAGCAGCGCCAAGCGGGCGCGGACCAAGAAUGGAACGCCAAACGCGGGUCCGGCCCCAGACAGCUGCCACGGCCACAGAUGGUGGACGAGCCGGGCGCGGACGUCCGUGGGAGCACCAGGGCAGGGCCAAAACGUCAGGAGCAGCACCAGGCGGGUGCGAACUGGGAACGGAACGCCCGAUGCAGGACGGGCCUCAGACAGCUGCCACAGAUGGCGACCAAGUCGGGCGCGGACGUCCGAGGGAGCACUGGAGAAGAGAUAACACAUUGCAGGCAGCGCCAGGCGGGCGCGGACGGCGACCUGGCGAUGCUGGCGGGCGGCAUCGUAAUGGCGUGGUCGUCGCCGGCGCUGCCCAAGAUGAGCCUGAGCCCCUCGGAGGGGUCGUGGGCGGGCUCUCUGCCGUCGCUGGGUGCCGCCGUGGGCCCCUGGCUGGGCGGCUGGCUGUCCGACAGGCUGGGCCGCAAGGCCACCGUCAUGCUGGGCGCCGCGCCCAUCGCGCUCAGCUGGCUGGCGCUCAUCUUCUGCGAGUACGAACCCGUCUGGCUGUGCGUCGCGCGCUUCGUGUCCGGCCUCGGCGUCGGACUCGUCUACGGCGGCAUGCCGACCUACGCGGGGGAGAUCUCACAGGCGGACGUCAGAGGCGCGCUCUCCUCGCUCAUCCAGCUCUCGAUGACGACCGGCUUCGUGAUCGUCUCCUGCGUGGGCCCGUUCGUGUCGUACAAGACACUGGCAGCCAUCGGGCUGGCGUCGCCGCUGGUGGCCGUGGCGUGCUUCGCCUGGAUGCCCGAGUCGCCCUACUACCUGCUGGCCGUGGGGAAGGACGCCGCCGCCGAGAAGUCGUUGCGCUGGCUGCGGGACCCGGACCGCGACAUCAUGUCGGAACUGCGUCAGAUGAAGAAAGCCGUGGAGGAGUCCAAGCUGAUCGAGCCCUCCGUGUUGGACCUGUUCCGGUCGCGCCGUUGCCGCCGCGCGCUGGCCAUCUCGCUGGGCGUGGUGUGCGCCGAGCAGAUCCAGGGCAUCAACGCGGUGCUCUUCUACACGCAGAGCAUCUUCAUCGCGGCAGGUGGUUCCGUCAGCGACAUCGUAGCGCCCAUGAUCAUCAACGGCACCAUGUUCGUGGUGUCGUGCUUCGCUCCCUUCCUGGUAGACCGAAUGGGUCGCAGGCGGUUGCUUCUCUUUUCUUCUACCGGCAUGUGUCUGGCAUUGAUUCCUUUGGGCGUAUUCUUCGUUUUAAGCGACGCAAAGCAGGAUGUGGAGAGCAUCGGAUGGAUUCCCGUCACAGCCCUAAUCUUCUACAUUAUGGUCUACUCGCCAGGUUACGGCUCCCUAUCAUUCACGGUAUCUGGCGAAGUCUUCCCACCCAACGUGAAGAUCGUGGCGAUGCCGAUGGCCGCAUGCGUGUCUUGGUUCAUGUCCUUCAUAGUCACCAGGUUCUACGAAGACAUCGCCCUCGCAGUGGGAAACGGGGGUCCCUUCUUCGUGUUCGCGGGAUGCGCACUACUCGUAAUGAUUUACGUCUACUUUGUGGUGCCGGAGACGAAGGGGAAGACCCUUGAGGAAAUACAAGAGAUGCUCGGCGAGGAGAAGGGCGCGCCCUUCGGACCUGUGCUGCCAGCGAUCGGUAGUUAGAGAACUCUGCUGUGCAAUAUUCUGUGCCGGGAGCUGCUUCGUUAUGUGGAAGUGUUAGUAGACAGUGGCUUCUUCUUGUGUUAGUAUGUCCAGAGUUGCCAAUACUUCGAUGGAGCACCUCAAGAAGAAGAAGCAUGCAACGCUGUUACUAGGGAAUUAUUUCAGAAGUAAGAACACAGAAAAUGCACCGUCUGUUUCAUUAUUAGACGU
Schistocerca americana (American grasshopper) is the source of this 1896-nucleotide messenger RNA. RefSeq names its product facilitated trehalose transporter Tret1-2 homolog. The transcript has 6 exons. Gene Ontology annotation, cellular component: membrane. The coding region runs from base 1 to 1686 and encodes 561 amino acids. The record is from RefSeq and is a predicted model, not a curated record. Lineage: Eukaryota; Metazoa; Arthropoda; Insecta; Orthoptera; Acrididae. Gene Ontology annotation, biological process: transmembrane transport; carbohydrate transport. Gene Ontology annotation, molecular function: sugar transmembrane transporter activity.